ACGCUCUCCCUCUCUUUUCCAUCCUUCUCGUCGCUCUUCUCGGUUGUUUUUUCUUCCAUUUGACUAUGCACUCCAUCCUCAGUUUCCGUACCAGUACCAACUACAACACCGGACUAUUGAGAAGCAGAAAAGAGCCAGGCUUUAUAGCCAAGAGUAAUAGAAGAGCCGAGAUCCGGAAUUACUUCCCGGUCGGCGCUUAAUAUUCGAAAUUCAGUGGGUUUGUUUUUUUGCGGUGUACGUGUGUUGGUGAUCGUUUUUUUGUCAAUUGCCAAAACAAUUAGAAUUGCGGAUUCAGGUGAUGCCGCGACGAACAAGAAAUUUGGAUUUUUCCGCCAUCUGUGACUGUUGUGUCGUGUCGGAUCGCCGUUCGAUUGAAUCCGCUGGAAUUACAGGGAAUUACCGCCGCAAUUGAACGCUGAUAACAAUUUGUGCGUGUUUUUUUUUUAAGGAUUUGGAAUGGAGUUUCUUCAUACCCUCAUCUGGCUUCUCUCUUGUUGGACCAUAGCCCAGUGCAACACUCCACCCACCAUCGUAGCCGAGCGAUCUUGGAGCCUGCCGGAAAACACGGCCGUCGGUGCACGCGUGAGCCAAUUUCGGGGGCAAGACUCGGAUGACGACGCCCUGAAUUUCUUCAUCGGAGCGCCGUCCCUGCUGCCCGGAUUGCGUUUUCUCGAUGGCUCCCGAUUCUUCCACGUCGACUCACGAUCGGGCGCCGUCCUCCUCAAGGAGCCGCUCAAUGGAAUGCGUGGCCAGCGGCUCAUGAUUGGCGCCGGUGUCAACGAUGGAGUUUACAACGCUAAAAUGGAUAUCGUCAUCCAGGUGACGCCAUCCGACGGAUCCCAAUUGCCACCGUCUAACAAUCGCUUCAACUCCGUUCCCUUGCCGGCCAAUGUCAAUCCACCUCCUCUUCUUUCAUCCGCAAUCUCGCCCUCUUUUCCACCCCGUCCUCCAGCCCCACCUCGCAUUACUUCCGGCUCAUCGUCAUCAUCAGGAGAAGUGGAUUUCAGUAAUAGUUUUGUGGCACCGCCUAUCAAGCCGGUGACGGCACAAGCUGAUUGGUCCAUCACUCCUUCACCUCCGCAUCAAGCCCUGGCCUCGCGGAUGCCUCUGCAGACGGGCUCCCUGGAGACCCACACGACUGAGCAAGCGUCAACCGUCGAUCCUGCUGGUCAGGUCAAAGCGACUCACGUGGAAUUUCCCGUCACCACCGUCAUCGUUCCUAUCGUCAUCGGACUGGUGGUGAUGAUCCUGGUGAUUCUGGGCUCGUCUCUGGCCUGGAUGCGGAUGAAACGGUCCGGGCGAUCGAGCAGCAGUCAAACUGGUCGCUCGUCAUCCAUCGACGAAGAGAAGGAAAGCAAAGUCGAGGCCGUGAAGACCAUCAGCAACAUGACGACGACGUCUUCGGUCGACGAGGAUGAGCACGCCAUCUCCUUGCAGCACUGGAGCAGCAAGAAAGCUGUCAGCAAUCGCUACGAAUCGUGGCAUAUAGGAGAGAUUGAUCAGGAAUGGAGAAACAAGAAUCAAACGGAAGAUGGCUGGGAAUUUCCACGUCAUCGAUUGCACGUCAUUAGCAUUUUAGGCGAAGGCUGUUUCGGCCAAGUCUGGAAGUGUCAAGCUCUCAAUAUCGCAGGCCUUGAGGGUUCAUCGUUUGUGGCCGUCAAAACAUUGAAAGAAUCGGCCGGAGACAAAGAGAGACAGGACCUCCUGAAAGAACUUCAAGUAAUGAAGAGCCUCAAGCCACAUCCUAACAUCGUAACACUUCUCGGUUGUUGCACGGACAAAGAUCCUGUUUUCGUCAUUAUGGAAUACGUUUGCGGUGGGAAACUGCAGUCCUUUUUAAGGAAAUCCAGGGCCGAUCAUUACUAUGGCAACUUAUAUGGCGCUAGCAGCCACUUGAGCUCACGCGAUCUCACUUCAUUUGCCUAUCAAGUUUCGAGAGCCAUGGAAUUUUUGGCUAAUAAAGGAAUUAUUCAUCGUGACCUGGCGGCCCGCAAUGUACUCAUCAACGACGAACGCGUCUGCAAAGUUGCUGAUUUCGGAUUCGCACGCGACAUCAUGGGAAAUCACAUUUACGAGCGGAAGUCGGAAGGUCGUUUGCCAAUACGCUGGAUGGCACCCGAAAGUCUCUACGAUAACGUUUUCUCAUCCAAGACAGAUGUUUGGAGUUUUGGCGUCCUUCUCUGGGAAAUCGUCACAUUGGGAUCAACUCCUUACCCGGGCAUGGCAGCUGGAGAAGUUAUGCGAAAGGUUCGCGAAGGAUACCGACUAGAGAAGCCGGAACACUGCAAGAGGGAGGUGUACAACGUCAUGUUUUACUGUUGGGAAAAGGACGCUGCUCAACGACCAGCUUUUAGCGAACUGGUGCAGCUACUUGAACAGUUGCUCAUGUCCGAAACGGACUACAUCGAGCUGGAGAGGUUCCCGGACCAUUCGUACUAUAACAUGGUUCCACCGACGGACGAAAAAGUUUGAGAAAGGGAAACAUAUUUCCCAUCUACUAUAAGGAAUGGUUGUUGUUGUUAUGUCUUUUUUACUCCAGUGGUUGAUUUUUCCCGCAAUAAUGUUCAACUCCUGCAAGCUGCAACAAUACUUAUAAUUAUUAGAACAGAAAUGGUGCCUUUAAACGUUAAAACAUUGUAAAUGUGAGAUGAACUGAUAUAGGUACAUGUACAGUGUCUCUUUGAUAAAAAAAAAAUUCCUUCUCUUA
This is a messenger RNA of Daphnia pulicaria, 2707 nucleotides long. It is a transcript of the gene Cad96Ca, whose product is annotated as tyrosine kinase receptor Cad96Ca-like. The transcript is spliced from 9 exons. Gene Ontology annotation, cellular component: membrane; signaling receptor complex. Gene Ontology annotation, biological process: protein phosphorylation; cell surface receptor protein tyrosine kinase signaling pathway; homophilic cell-cell adhesion. Lineage: Eukaryota; Metazoa; Arthropoda; Branchiopoda; Diplostraca; Daphniidae. The record is from RefSeq and is a predicted model, not a curated record. The coding region runs from base 457 to 2472 and encodes 671 amino acids. Gene Ontology annotation, molecular function: calcium ion binding; transmembrane receptor protein tyrosine kinase activity; ATP binding.